Molecule: messenger RNA, 4384 nt
Organism: Amaranthus tricolor (Joseph's coat)
Lineage: Eukaryota; Viridiplantae; Streptophyta; Magnoliopsida; Caryophyllales; Amaranthaceae
Exons: 2
Coding region: 240-1145 (301 amino acids)
Source: RefSeq, a predicted model, not a curated record
UUCUAAAAUUGGGUUCAUUUCAUACUUUCUCUCUCCUAAAAAAAUAAAAUUUCAGCAGAAAAACACAAGUGAUCACUGGAAUUUUAUUGUUUUGUUUUUUUUUUUUUCUUGAUUGAAUUUUCUGCGUCGGUUUAAUAUUGGGAGAUUUUUCUGGGUAUAUAUGUUAUAGACUACUAUAUAUUAUAAUAUAUAUAUAUUUAUUCUUGGAAAAAUUUUCGGUGGGUUAUGGUGGAUUGAUUAUGGAUAAUGAAUGCAAUUAUAGAAAAAAAGUGAAGGAGGAGAGUUUCUAUGGCGGUUCAAGGUCAAGAUCACGUAACAGCAGAAGUUCUUCGUCUGGUAGGUGGCAGCAACCUGUGCUUUCAUUGGAGAAGAAAUUCUGUGCAACUGUUGGUGGAGUUUCAUGGCAACAAGUAUUAGACACACAGAAAUACAUGUACAAGGAUGACAAGGUGCUGCAGUGGAAGGACUCUGCUGUGCAGGAGGCUUUCUGGAAUGCCAAGAAGCGAUUUUUGGCAAAGAUGCGAGGCCAACCUUGCGACAUUAAACUUCCUGAUCCCGACAUCUUCAUUGAUGAAAUUGAUUGGGAUUCUAUUGUUGAUCCUGAGCUACUAUUGGACUUGGAUAAGAGAGAUGUCGAGGUCCCUUGUGAGACAGAGAAGGACAGUGGUGUAGUUUUCGGUAUUCCUGUGGUUCCCGAGCAAUAUGCUCUUACUCCCAUGGGAUGGGGGGAUGCGGAGAGUGUAAGGGACGACAAACAAUUGAAUGUUUCCGAGAGGGUUGAUACCAGUAUAUAUGAGCAAGUUCAUUGGGGUGAAAACAAUGGUGUAAAUGGUUGGGAUGAUGAUUAUGUUUAUGUCACCCAUGACAUGGUCAACCAGCCUGAAGAAAAUAAUACGCGUAAUGGUGGAUCAACAUGGAACAGCGACUACAAGAAGAAGCGGUGGGGGGAUUAUGGUGGCUACAAUAAGAAAUUGAAUAACAGUAAUGGAGGUCGGAACACUUCAAGAUACAGGAUAUCCCGCUAUUAUCAUUGUAAUGGUAAUAAUGCUCGGUAUGGAUGCAACAACAGAGGUAACUUUUCUAAUGACGAACGUCCUAUGAUCCAAUGGAAACCGGUUUCAAAGCAAACUGUUGAUGGGUUAUAAAUGAUUGUAGAACAAAUUUUGCAGGUGUCAAAAACUAGUAUAUUAGCUGUGUUUUGUUAGUAUAGAUGUUCAAUUAAUUCUUUCAGUAAUCUAGAACCUCAAUAUUGUUGAGCAAAAUGAGAGAACUAGUUACUAAAUAUAGUAUUUGUGUAUAUGAGAAUCUGUAGUCUUUUGAUAGCCUAAUGGUAACCAGCUUGGUUUCUUGCUGCAAUAAUGCUUUAUGUGAUAUAACAUGGAUGAGUUCUUUGUCAGCUACUUCUAUAUCUCUGGGCUUAGUUUAUUAUAGUUUUGGUAGCAAUUGAAUAUGAUAUAGUGUCCUGUUUUAUGUUAUUAUUUAUCUUCUGUAGAUUUUUUUUUCUAGAAUGGUUCAUUAAAUCAUGUCCGCUUUUUGCUCAUGUGGAGUUGUAGAUGACUUUCCUAAGUUGAAAACAAUAUUUUUGUUUUAGUAUAAGAGUAAGUUUGUGCACAUCCGACUUUCAAAUCCUGCAAAGGUUAGAGUUCUUGUUGGGUUCAAUCAAUGCAACACAUGCAAGUGGCAGCACUGCAACAGCUAUAUUAGUUGGGCUCUCUAUGUCAAUCAAACUUUGAUGUAAAUAUAUGCCAAAGAAUAUCCCUGUUUUUCUGAUUCUUGCCUUGACAGAAAUGGGAAAAAAAUGAAAAUUGAAGCAAAAUUCAUCAAGGUAAAAUAAAAAAAGUCGGUAUAGGCUUGUGCUUUUACUGUUUUACCCAUCACACACAACAGCUACAGAAGGGAUAUUUUCACUAUAGUACUUAACCCAAAAGAAAAGGACCUGUUCUCAAACUAUGUGUUAACAUAAAAACUACAUUAAUGGGUUUGUUUUUCAGAUUAAUUUUUUUGACCUUCUUGCAUGCAAGGAAUUCUCUGUAUUACCUCAAAAUGAAGAAAAUUAAGGGUAUUAUAAUGGAGGGAAAAAAGUGGAACCUGUGCAAGAAAUUCUGUUUUUUGCUGCCAUUAAUAUGUUUUGCAGGAUUAGUGGUUGCUAAGCAAGGGACAGGAAUAAAUCUCCAGGUAAAGAAAGGUUUACCCUUCAAGAUCGCACUGUUUGCAGACUUGCAUUUUGGUGAAGAUGCUUGGACUUCUUGGGGCCCACUCCAGGAUGAUCAUUCAACCGAAGUUAUGUCUUUUAUCCUUGAUCAAGAGAAACCAGGUAUUUUUCCCUGCUGUAUCUGUUGUAAUUUGUUAAUAAAAGAAGACAAGAAAAGGGACAUAAGAAUGUGAGGAUGUGUCAUAAAAAGAGAUUGAUUUUGUGGAUGUGUUGAAGAAAUAUAAUCUUUUUGAGUAAAGCGUAAGUUGAGGGAAGGAGAUGACUAUAGGAGGAGGGCAACUAGAAUCGAAUAUGGAUCGUACUUAGGGAAAGUGACACAUGCUCAAACUUACACAAAAUUAUUUGGAUAAACUAAAACGUUAAAUGCAGCAAACUCAUUAAAGACGGACAUAUUACAUGCUAGGUACUCCCUCUAUCCCACCAAAUUUACUCAAUUUUCUAUUUGAUUUGUCCCAAGCCCCUUAAAAUUUGUCUCAUUUUUAUUUUUGGCUAUAACCCACACUUUUCAUUAAUUAUUACCCAUAUGUUUAACACGUUUUCAUCCCGUCCAUAAUGUUUCUCCCAUUUCCCUACAAAAUAUACUUUUUUUUACCACUUUCUCUCACUUGCCUUGAUUGGCUCACCAAAUAUACUUGGAGCAAAUUUGGCACGACAUUAAUUAGUAAUAUAGUGUAGCUAUAUCACUAACUUAUCUUACUUGUAUAAGAGCUAAUUAGUUUUAAUUAGAGUUUAUUCAAGUUUAGUCGGCUUUAUGUUAUUGAGAUUAAGGUUUUGACAUUAUUAUUGAGUUUAUUCGAUUGGCUCCUGAUGAGCCAUAUGGUACCAAGUUAUUUCGGUUCAAGUCAUCAAGUUACAAUUUUAAAUCAAUGUUGGUGAAUUUGGAUUAGAUUGGAGUUAAUGAGCUCUGACUAAUAUUUAUUUUGGUUCAAGUAUAUGUACUAGUCAAAUUUUGCAGGUCUUAUCAAAUCAACUCUGCAUCUUGAUGGCCAUGGUGGGGGUCAUUUUGGUUGUUUGCUGCUAGGUCCAAUACACAAUUUGUAUAUCUGUACUUCAAUAUUAAUCCUUGUCUUGCCCUACUGAUUGAGCUUUAAGGUUGUCGUUAUUCCUGUCACUAAAUUAAGAUGAGAAACUAACCAAAGAUAAUAAUUCAUCUGGGUUGUGUAUAUCCGAACCCCUAAACCUUACCCUAGUUGGAAGCCAAUUAUCGGCAUCGGGAUAAUGAAAUGUAUCAUGUAUGUGUGUAUAGUACUUCAUAUAUGUUAGACAUAAGGCAAUCCUUAUGAAAUAUACCCUUAACUUCAAAUAUUAUUUUCACAAUGAUUUAUUCAUCCCUCUCCUUGAGUUUGCUACAAUUCUCAUUUCUGUCUGUCAUUUAAUUUGCUACAUUUUCUUUUGUGGAAAUGAUCUCCACAGCUUUCUUAAAUUCUCAUUUGCACAUCCCUUCUCACCUUUUACAUGAUCCGCACGAUUCAAAUUUUUUGUCUUGUUCUCCUGACAACUAAAUUCCUCCUUAAUAUUUGCAUCAAUUCCAUAAGUAAAUCCAUGGAGACAGAGGUGUAUUGAUAAUUUUGUACUCCUAUAGCCUGUUCCUUGCUCUUAAACAGUAAACUUAUUUUUUUGAUUAUGUGUCUUGCUAGGGAUACUCUUGUUGCUAGCACAGAAUUCAUGAUUUUGGUAAUUGUAUGACUACUAAUCCUGAAGUCAUUGCACCAAUGUGCAGCAGAUAUAGCAGUUUUUUGCGCAUUACUUUUGACCUAAAAUUGUGGAUGCAGACUUGGUUAUAUAUCUAGGAGAUAUCAUUACAGCUGAUAACAUAGCCGUAGCAAAUGCAAGUCUGUAUUGGGCUCAAGCACUCUCGCCCAUCAAGCAAAGGUGCAUUCCUUGGGCUAGUACUUUCGGUAACCAUGAUGACGCUUCAUUUGUGUGGCCACCGGAAUGGUUUUCAGAUAGCGGCAUUCCUCCUCUGAAAUGCUCAUCAGUAAAUUUAUCGGCUUCAGGUAGCCAAGUUCCUGGGUGUUUAUAUGGAGUAUUACAUUCAUCUUAGAGCGUUUAUUCAGUCAUUUUUUCAUUUCUGAUUGAUCCUUGGUAGCAAAUAUCAUAUGCGACUAAACUUUGUGCGUGAUUUAAUGAAUCAUUUUUGAUUCCAUGUAGAGGGGGCUAAUUGCAGCUUCA